This is a messenger RNA of Cornus florida, 1002 nucleotides long. Its product is annotated as loganic acid O-methyltransferase-like. Gene Ontology annotation, biological process: methylation. Lineage: Eukaryota; Viridiplantae; Streptophyta; Magnoliopsida; Cornales; Cornaceae. Bases 1 to 1002 code for a protein of 333 amino acids. The record is from RefSeq and is a predicted model, not a curated record. Gene Ontology annotation, molecular function: S-adenosylmethionine-dependent methyltransferase activity. The transcript has 4 exons.
AUGACAUUCUUGCAUCGUGUCGGACCUCGUCUCUUCUUCGGCGGUGGUUGGGAUGAUUUUGAAGUUGAAGCUUCGGUGGAAGCCAUAAUAUCACAACAUCCAGAAGUAUCUAGUGUAGUUGUUGUUGGACUUCCAGACACUCGAUUUACGGAGAUGAGAACAGUUUCAAAUGUUGCAAAAGAAAUGAUAGAUGAAGCAAUUGCAGAGAAGCUUGACAUAAAAAGCCUCACUUCUAAUUCAAACACAUUGCGCAUAGAAGAUUUGGGAUGUUUAGUUGGGCCAAAUACCUUCAUUGCCAUGCAAAGUGUGCUUGACGCCAUGGAAAGGAAAUAUCUUUCUCAAGGACUUGCUUCUAAAGUGCCUGAAUUCGAUGUUUUCUUCAACAAUCAUGCUACCAAUGAUUUCAAUACCCUUUUUGCCUCCCUCCCUCAUGAUAGGCAAUACUUUGCUGCUGGAGUGCCUGGUUCUUUCUAUGGCCAUUUAUUCCCCGAGUUCUCUCUCCAUUUUGUGUAUUCCUCUUGUGCACUCCAUUGGCUCUCUAAGUUGCCUGAAGAGUUGCUGGAUAAGAACUCAGAGGCAUGGAACAAUGGAAGAAUUCACUACACAAGUGCCUCAGAGGAAGUAGGUAAUGAUUUUGCAGCUCAAUUUAUAAAAGACAUGAACAUCUUUCUAAGUGCCAGAGCUAAAGAGAUUGUAGCUGGAGGGAUGAUAGUACUGAUCCUGCCAGGUUGUCUGGAUGAUAUCCAUUAUUCUCAGCUCUCAAUAGGCCUGUCGUUUGACUUCAUUGGGUAUAGACUCAUGGAUAUGGUGAAUGAGUGUUGGCACAAAGUACAAGUAGUGAUUUUGAAGAGAAAUAAAGUCCAUGAAACAUAUAGUGCCUCUGAGAUAAUCAAGAAUGAAAAAUACUACUGCAAAAAGAGUAGAUCACGGUGCACCCAUGAACUGACUAACGAUGUGGACAGCAUGAGAGAUGUCUGGAUGAGUGAUAAUGAGAUAUACUAA